ACAGCGCUUGUGUCUGACACAUCCAUCCAUAAAGAUAACUUCAGUUGUGAUAAGAUUAGCGGCAAUGUUGGCUCGCACCUUGUCUCAUUGCAGAUACCGAAGUUUCUCGUAGCAAAUUUUGAAACGCGACAGAAAAGAAAUGGAGCAUUCAUAUAUAACUUCUGUGGUGAAAUUAAUUCGGAAUAAAUGAUUAUCAGAAAUACUUAAAUAAAACUCAGUCUCACCAGAAAAUAAUUUAUACCCAGGAUCCAGAGCCAUGAUUGGUCCUGAGGCUCUCAUGCAUGGCACCGAGGUGCUGGACAAAGACUUCAGAGCUCCUGUAAGACUGCAGGCGAAGGAACUUCAUUGUGGUCUAGGAAUGAAUGGCUUCUACUGCAAGCCUGCCUGGCUACAAAAAUAUGCCACUCAUAGGGUGUUUGUGGCAGUGUUGGCAGCAUUCGGGUUUCUCCAAGGAGCGGCUAUGGGUUACUUCAUCGCUACUACCAAUGCUGUGGCCAGCAGUUUUGGGUUCUCACAUGACCUAGUCAGUUGGAUAAUGGUGAGCAACGAGAUAGCGCAAGGGGUGUUAGGGCUCGCCAUCAGUUUCUGGGGCGGCAAGGGCAACCGGCCAGGCUGGAUUGCAACUUGUGCCACUUUCCAAGCCCUCACAUGUUUCCUGUUGUUGCUGCCCCACCUUGCGCAUGGGACCAGCCCGGCCAGCACCAAAUCUGGAGAGUCAAGUGGAGAGCAUCUCUGCUUGAGUAACGUCACUGUGCCUGAGCGUCAGUCACACGACGCUUACCAUUUCACCCUGGUACUCAUGUUCCUUCUUCAACUGGGCGCCGGGCUGGGCGGUAUCUCAGUUCUGUCUCACGGGAUGGUAUACGUGGACGACAACGUGGAGAAGAGAGACAGCGCGGCCCUUAUUGGAGAGGUCAUCGCCCUCAGGCACUUGGGCCCGUAUAUGGGAUUGCUGUUGGCGUGGCGGUGUCUGUCCAUAUAUUCCGGGCCCCUGGACGUGGAGCCAAAACAGACCAGCUCUGAAUGGGUGGGGGCCUGGUGGUUAGGUUGGCCUAUAUUAUCUACAUUAAUAUUUCUGGUAGCCAUCUUGAUCUCCAUGUUCCCAACUCAGCUGCCGUCACAGGCCGUGAAAGAAAUGGCGGCGUCCAUUGUAGACUUGGCGCGCGGUGUCAGAAUACAGGAACCGACUGAUCCCAAGGAAUCGAGCACAGGAUUCUUGUGGUCGCUACGAAGACUCCUCACCAAUAGGAUCAUCGUUCUCAACACUCUGGCUACCGUAUGCCUGCAGACGGCCAUGUCCAACUAUUUGGCCCUCGAGGACAAGUACCUGGAGUCCAAGUUUUACAUCCCAAAACCUUCAGAGGCUGCCGGUGGAUUCCAGGACCCGUGGACCUCAAGGCUGAUUAUAAGUCUGCUGAAACCUCCGCUUGUGGCGCUGCAUAUUUUGGUGUCGGGGCUCGCUAUCUCGAAGAUCAAAAUGCGAGCUGGACGUUUGACAGGUUUGCACACCUUCAUAGCGCUGUCAACGGCCAUCUUCAUGUUCUCCAGGAUCUUCGCCGAUUGCCAUUCGCUCCACAUCGAAGGGGAGAGUGAAGGAAGACUACAGCUCCUGCAGACAUGCAACAGGCAGUGCGGCUGUGCUGACUCGCCCGAUUUCUCCCCCGUGUGUUCCCAGGAGGGCAGCUUCUUGUUCUACUCGUCCUGCCACGCUGGUUGCAAACGAGUGCAAUAUUUAGACGACGUUAAGUUGUUUGCGAAUUGCAGCUGCGUUCAGGAUGCGCUGGGCAACGAGAAGCUUCACCAAGCUAAAGGGGGCCCGUGCAAUGACCCAGACUGCAACUUCAGCUGGAUUCUGAACCAGUGCUUCACUGUGCUUACAGCCGCCAUGGUGGGUACGCGUCUGGUGGGAAAUGCCAUCUUGACUUUCAGGAGCGUGCAACCCAAGGACAAGUCGCUCGCGGUUGGACUGGAGCUCACUCUUGUGGGUCUCGUUGCCUACAUACCUGGAAACUUGCUGUAUCGACUGAUGGCAGACUCCUCGUGCAUGUAUCGGGGUGUGAGUGGUACAGAGGAAUGUAAACUGCACGAUGCUGAAAAGCUUGGACUUUAUAUCAACGUCACCUCAGGAUGUCUAAUGUUCGUCUGUGCCUUACUUAGUGGAGCUGUUUGGCAUUUUGCUCGUGAUCUGGACCUGUACAGCGACGAAGAUGAUGGUCUCGAAAUGGCCGAUUUUCCCAGAAGAAGGGAUCCAAAGAUCAGCUCGAGACAUGCCACUCCUGCUGUAAAACGUCGCAAGGAGGAUCCAGUCAUGUCAGGAGAGGAUGGUGUGACGCUGAGGAGAGAGGUAGAGCAAAUGAGACAGCCAGAGGAACAGGAGUUCAGAUUCAAUCUUAUGGAUCUCAGUGAUCACAUGGAGGACAGCAUGGAAACAUCCUCUCCAAACAGACCGCUUAGUUUGUACUAGACUUACGGCAAUACAUGCAGGGUCUGUUAGGUUUUAAGAUUAGGCUACUGUUCCUAUGAUAAUAUUAAUAAAAUUAAUUUUGUAUUUUAUUUAAUGACGUUGCCGGUAGUUCAGAAUAUAUUUUCAUGCAUUUGAGUGAUUCAUUCGUGAUUCGAUUUAUUGACCAAUUAAUCACUCACGACCCCUGACUAUAAUUUACGAAUCACUGACACACACAGUCUAUUACAGUGUCCACUAGCCGUUUCUUGGUAACGGAUUUUAACACAGGAACUAUAACAGUCUCACUGAAUUAAACACUUCAAAAUUUCACACAUGAAGUCUUCACUUCGCAGCCGGAAUUUAAACUGAGCGCUCUUCCAACUGACUGGCGGAUAUUUCACGUCAAGCACCUAGUCUUCUCUUCACCGCCUGACUAUCAGCUGACUCAGUUAUAAAUUUCGUCUCGUUUAUUACCUCUCGGCACGGGCCACAUAGAAAACGCAGCUCUUCUAUUGUUGUAGAGGCGUGUUUACGGCGCCAUUACGCAGCAAUUAUCGCGGCGUGGAUCACAGAGAACACAAUUUCUCUGUUGCUGUACGACUGUUGCAUGCAUAUCCAUUACGACGGGAAUGCGUUUACCGAGCCGUUGCCUUGAAACGGCGCGGAUAUAUUUUCUUAUCUCGCAUUCGUUGCAUAGCAACUAUUCUACACGCUACGGUAUAACUGGAUGAUAGUGAACGGUGAAUUAGAAGCGGCGAGGAAGGAAGCCGUGACGGCUUAGUAAAAUCCUGGCAUUUGAUUCGACGGAUGUAUUAUAAAUAUCCCAGUAGAAAUUCGAACUGGGUACCUCAGACAUACAAGUCAGAAGUGUUAGUACCUGAGGCAGUUUUUUACCUUUACAUGGUAUCAUAAUCCAGAAAGCCACAAUUUCAAUUUUCACCACCGAGAAGACGUCAAGUCUUGUAUUCUUCCUUAGCUUUGCCUGUCGGCCUAUGUUAUUCUGUGAAUCACUAGCCCCCAUUUCUGCAUUUUUUGCGUGCAAGAGAUAAGUAGAAGGUGGGCAAGAACAAGAACUAACCUCCUGCCUUCCUUUUACUCUAAUUUAAAUGUAUGAUACCACAAAUAGAAAUAAAACUUUAGUAUGUAUGUGUAACAAAGACAGUAAAACAAUAUAAUUUGAGAGGCUGCGGUGCUGGUAUUAUAAAUGGGAGUGGCUUAUGAAGUGCUCUGUUGAGGUGGUCUCAUAUGAUAUGAAAUACAUACGAAAUUUUAUGACAAUCGGUCUGGGAAUUCAAGUAAUAUUACGGGGCUGUAAUGUUGGUAUUACUGAUGGAGGAAAUUUGUGACGUACCCCUUGAGAUGACUUCAUUGAUAUACAUAUCAAGUUUCAUGAAGAUUGGUACAUGCGUUCAACCAAUAUUACGGUUUUGCGUCAGCAAUUUGAGAGGCUGUAAUGUUGGUAUUACUGAUGGGAGAGAUUUAUGAAGCCACUGAGAUUAUCUCUGGUGCCAUGAUGUAUAUAGUUGCGAAGUAGGUAUUGAAAUGUUGUAAUGAGGGGAUACUCCCAAACAAAAAAAAAAAA
Messenger RNA from Cryptotermes secundus, 4025 nucleotides. RefSeq names its product solute carrier organic anion transporter family member 74D. The transcript has 13 exons. Gene Ontology annotation, cellular component: membrane. Lineage: Eukaryota; Metazoa; Arthropoda; Insecta; Blattodea; Kalotermitidae. Gene Ontology annotation, biological process: sodium-independent organic anion transport; transmembrane transport. Gene Ontology annotation, molecular function: protein binding. The record is from RefSeq and is a predicted model, not a curated record. Bases 257 to 2464 code for a protein of 735 amino acids.